Messenger RNA from Archocentrus centrarchus (flier cichlid), 5508 nucleotides. RefSeq names its product complement C3-like. Lineage: Eukaryota; Metazoa; Chordata; Actinopteri; Cichliformes; Cichlidae. Gene Ontology annotation, molecular function: endopeptidase inhibitor activity; protein binding. Gene Ontology annotation, cellular component: extracellular region. The transcript has 43 exons. The coding region runs from base 24 to 5144 and encodes 1706 amino acids. The record is from RefSeq and is a predicted model, not a curated record.
ACUCAAACUCCAAGACUGUCAGGAUGGUUCAGUUGAAGCUACACAACAUUUUAUUUCUUGUGUUUCUUUGCAAUGCAAAUGGACAGUAUGACAAUUGGAGAAGACAUCCAUGGCGUAACAGCUUAGCCAGACCACAGAACAGAAUUGAUUCUUCACCAAGGUUCAUUCUGCUGGCUCCAGAUCUGCUGAGGACAGACAGCCAGGAGAACAUCUACUUACAGGCUGAUCGUGUGUCUGACCCCAUCACCGUCUCCAUCUUGAUCCAGGACUCCACCGAGGCCACCACAUUUUUACAGGAGUCUGUCACACUGAACCAGGCAAAUGGAUUCAACAUCCUCCAUCCCAUACAGCUUUCCUCUGAUCUGCUGAAUCGCGAAGAAAAGAGGAAUCAAUUUGUGAAUCUGAAAGUGACCUUCGGGGGUUUCCACGUCGAGAGAAGACUACUGAUGGUAACCUUUCACUCUGGGUACAUCUUCAUCCAGACGGACAAACCCAUCUACAAUCCAGGAGAUACCAUUCGAUUUCGAGCCUUUGUGUCUUCUCCAGCCUUUAAGGCCUUUGAGCGCACCAUCACAAUAGACAUUGAGAAUCCAGAUGGCGUGGUGGUUAAACAGGUCUCCAGGACCAGAGCUGUUAACGGCGUAUUAUCAGAAACGUUUCCACUCUCUGAAUAUGUCAAUGAAGGAACGUGGAUUGUUACAGCAAAAUUUGACCACUGGGAGCAAAACACUUUCACUUCUCAGUUCCAGGUGAAGAAAUAUGAGCUUCCUGCCUUCAACGUUACCUUAACACCCAAGAAGUCCUUCCUUAGCCUGGAAGACAGUGAGCUGGAAGUAGAGAUCUCAGCCAGUUAUCUGUAUGGACAGCCUGUCCAGGGGACAGCCUAUGUUGUGUUUGGAGUCAAGAUCAACAAAGAGAUGAGGAGAUUACCUUCGGUGAAGGAGGUGUCCAAUCUCGAUGGAGGAAUUGUUAAACUGAGUAUGGAAGAGAUCAGAAGCGCUUACCCCAACACUAGAGAUUUGGUCGGCAACUCUGUGUACGUCAAGGCGUCUGUGCUCACCAAGACAGGAAGCGAUCUGGUUGAGGCUGAAAAAACUGGGAUUAAAAUCGUGGAAUCUCCCUACGUCUUAUUGUUCCAAAACACGCCAAAGUACUUCAAGCCAGGCCUUCCCUUUGACUUCACAAUCCAGGUGAGCCACCACGAUGGCUCCCCAGCCCAUAACGUGCGAGUUAAGCUGAACUUGCUGGACGCACCGUUGCAUGUGACCUCUGGGAACGUCAGAGCCAGCAUCAACAUGCCGAGCGAUAUUCGCCCACAAACUAUCACCGCUGAAACCAUGCAGGAUGGCCUGAGACCAGAGCAGCAGGCCAGGCAAGAGAUCACUGUUCAGCCCUACACCCCCCAAAACCGGCACCAACAAAACUACCUGCAUAUCUCCACAGGAUCCAGCACAGUGUCUUUAGGACAAACGAUUUUUGUGACGUUCACAGUCAUCCCUCAAAACGGGCCACACAGAGAAUCCAUCAAACACAUCACCUACCUGAUUCUUAGUAAAGGCAAAAUCAUCAGUGUUGGGCGCAUGGAUAUAACCAGUCAGAAACUCACCAGGAUUGGGCUGAUGGCAACACCAGAGAUGAUGCCAUCGUUUCGUGUUGUAGCGUACUACAGGCUUCCCUGGGUGGGGCAAGAGGAGGUGGUGUCAGAUUCCAUCUGGAUAGAUGUGGUGGAUUCCUGUGUUGGAGGGCUCACAGUGGGGCCAGUGGGCAACCCACCCAAUUACUACACUCCUGGGAAGACCUUUAGAUUUCAGAUCAGAGGUGAACCAGCGGCAAAGGUCAGCCUGGUGACUGUGGACAACGCCGUGUAUCUCAUCAACAAGGACAGACUCACACAAAAGAAGAUUUGGGAUGUGGUGGAGCAUGGAGACAUUGGUUGCACUCGAGGUGGAGGCCGAGAUGCCAAAAGCGUGUUUACAGAUGCAGGACUCCUUUACUCCUCCAACGCUGGCUUCCACACCCCAGACAGACGAGCCCUGCAGUGUUCAGGCAGUGCCAGAAGGAGGCGCUCUGCUGAACUGUUGAGACGUAAAGCACAGCUGGAGAGUCACUACAAGGAGAAGCUGCAGCACCGUUGCUGUAAAGAUGGCCUUCGCGAGAUCCCAAUGCCGUACUCCUGCACACGACGCUCUCUCUACAUCACUGAGGGAUGGGAGUGCAUCCGGGCUUUCCGCUUUUGCUGCGCCACUUUCAGGGACCAGCAGUUUGACACAGCGAUUACUACCACGCCCUCACCCACUACCACGCCAAGAGGUCGGUUUGAAGGGGAUAGAAUGCCUGGAAGGACUGGAAGGCCUGGAAUUACUGGACUACCUGGAUCAACCAAAGAAGAGGAAGAAGAGGGGGAGUACUUGGAUGAGGCUGAGGUAUAUUUGCGCUCCAAAUUCUACGAGUCUUGGCUUUGGAUGGAUGUUAACCUACCCAACAAGGCAGAAGGAGACGGGCUAGCCUCUUUGAACAUAGAGGAGCCCUUACCUGACAGCAUCACAGAAUGGGGAGUUCUGGCUGUCAGUGCAUCACCUCAGACAGGUUUCUGUGUUGCGGAGCCGUACAAUUUCAAAGCCUGGAAGCAAUUCUUUGUGGACCUGAAGCUGCCGCAUUCAGUGGCGAGAAAUGAGCAGGUUGAAAUAAAAGCUGUGAUCCAUAACUAUGGCUCUGAGGAACUACAUGUCAGGGUGGUGCUGAAGAAGACUGAAGGCAUGUGCAGCGUCGCUUUCAAGGACAGUCACAGACAGGAAGUGACGGUGCCGGCCGGCUCUUCAAUAGCUGUGCCUUACACCAUUGUACCACUAGUGGUGGGAAAGCAUCCCCUGGAGGUGAUAGUGCUCGCCAGAGAUGCAAUGGGUGGAGACCGUGUCCAGAAGUUCUUACGAGUUGUGCUGGAUGGAGUGCAGAAGACUGAAGUUUGGAGUGUGAUGUUGAACCCAUCUGCUGUGGGGGGAACGCAGACAGUCCGUGUCGGAAAGAUUGAACUGGAGUCAGUUGUGCCGAACUCUAAGCCUGAGACAUACAUCAACAUCAGAGGCAACGUGUUAGCAGACAGCAUCGAAAACUCCAUCAAGGACGACUCUCUGGCAUCUCUGAUCAUGAUGCCUGGCGGCUGUGUGGAGCAGAAUCUGGCCAGCAUUACUCUACCACUCAUUGCCACCCUCUACCUGGACCGAACUAACAACUGGGAGAGUGUAGGGGUGGAGCGCAGGGCUGAUGCUCUCAAGUACAUCAAGAGAGGCUAUGAGAACCAGCUGGCAUACAGAAGGAGUGACGGCUCUUACCCACCCUACCAGAGCGAAGGAGCAAGUACCUGGAUCACAGUGUACGUGGUGAAGGUGUUCUCCAUGGCUCACUCCAUCAUUGGCAUCGACAAGCAGCAAGUGUGUGACCCUCUGGUCUACCUGUUGACGAACAAACGAGAAGAAAACACAGGAGAAUAUGUAGAGAACAACCCAGUUUACACCAGUGCCAUGACGGGUGGUCUCCGUGGUGAUGACCCGGAGAUAACACUGACCGCCUUCGUCCACAUCGCACUUGCUGAGGCCAGGCAGGCAGGGAUCACCUGCGUCAUUCCUGGUUUGGACAUAAACAGCGCCAUGGCUGUGACAGCACAGUACCUGACACGUGCACUGACUACAGAAGGGAGGAGACCAUACACUGUGGCCAUCACCGCUUAUGCUCUGGCUCUUGGGGGGAUGUCUAACAGUCUUCACCAGCCGUUACUUGCAGCUGCAGCCCGAGGUGGCAGCCACUGGCCUGACAGGCUAAACCGCUUGUUCACGUUGGAGGCGACUGGCUACGCCCUGCUGGCUCUGGUUAAGAUGGGACGUAUGGAGGAAGCUGCAGCACCCUUUGAGUGGCUGAACAGCCAGCGGAGAAGAGGAGGAGGCUUCGGCUCUACUCAGCCCACCAUGGUGGUGCUUCAGGCACUGUCAGAGUACCUGAUCAAGAAACCCCCUCCCGAUGACCUCAUUCUGAAUGUGGACGUCAGGAUGGCAGGACACCUGGUGGUUCACUACCAUUUUAACUCCAGGACAGCCUACGCUGCUCGUUCGUCCAGGUUGCCUGGUAAUCUUGAUUUGGAAGUUAGUGCUCAAGGAAAUGGACAGGGAAUACUGGAGGUUGUGACCCAUUAUAACCAGCUGCAUGAGGUGGAUGAGAAAAUGCCCUGUCAGCACUUUGAGCUCAGUGUCGCUAUCGAGGAGUCCAGUGAAAAGCCUCCAGCAGAUGCAGAAAAGUCCUACCAGAUCACCAUCAAAGUGAGGGCUUUAGGAUCGAGUGAUGUCAGGAUGGUGGUUCUUGACAUCAGUUUGCCCACCGGCUUCACCCCAGAAAACUCAGACCUGGAAAUGUUGUCCAACUCAGUGGAUCGUUACAUCAAUAAUUUCCAGAUAGUAGAUAACCUGAGUGACAGAGGAUCCCUGAUCAUCCACCUGUUCAAGGUUUCUCACAAAGAGCCAGAGAUCAUAAUUUUUAGGCUUCAGCAGACCUUCAAAGUUGGCCUUCUGCAGCCAUCCUCAGUCACUGUUUAUGAGUAUUACAACCCAGACCACCGAUGCACUCGUACUUACACUCCCCGCGAGAACAAGGAGCAGCUCAGUCAGAUCUGCAGAAACAACGCCUGCCGCUGCACGCAGGGCGACUGCUGUGUCUCCAAAGCGGACAGUGAAAACUUCCCCAACAACGCCAGAGAGACGUUUGCCUGCACGAGCUUGCACCACGCUUUCCAGGUGAAGGUGCUGAAUGUCGUCCAGAGUUACUACGACAAAUACGAGAUGGAGAUCACACAAGUUAUCAAACUGGGUGUGGAGGCUGGAGUUGAGGUCGGUCAGACGAGGGUUUUCAUGUCUCAUGGAAGCUGCAGAGAUGGAGUGGACUUGAAGCAGGGCUUCCAAUACCUCAUUAUUGGACCCAAAGAGGACCAGUGGAAUAUUGAUACUGACACCAACAAGUUCAUCUACAUGUUGGGGAAGGACACCUGGGUGGAGCGCUGGCCAUCACCUGCAGAGUGCUCCAGCAAUCCCAGCCUGCAAGCUAAAUGCAAGAGUCUAAAUGAUGCUGCCAAUGAACUUUCGCUCAAUGCCUGCAGGCUGUAGAGGCGUCUGAACAGCUGCCACACACUUUUCUGCGGCAAAGAAAGGAAAUAAUUUUGCAUGCACCAAUUUAUUGUAGCCUGAGGUCCUUGUUUCAAUCUAUAGUUAGUUUUUUCUGUGAAUGGAGAACUGAGAGUCUUCCCAGUUACUGUAAGAUAGAACAAAAAUGAAGAACUGUGAACUGCAGAGAGCUGUAUGUAGUAAAAGCACAUUAACCAGUCCCCUCAUCACUAAUAUAGAUUUUUAACACAGGGCCAGAUGGGCUUUGGAUAGCUUUUUUUUUUGAUGCUGGAGAACUGGAAACUGAUGUAGUGAGUAGCAUUCUGCUCUCUAGACACUGUAUGAAUAAAGACUGUUCUCACCUCUA